GUCAGGUGCAAUUUGUUUUGAUACACGUUCAUAAAACAAAUAGGUCGAUAAGAGCGGCUAAUAUCACGUUGGUAGUGUUUAUCAGCUUUCAAAACUUUGUUGAUACUGGUACAUUCCUCUUUGCGUAGCAGCUACAGACAUGGCGUCAGUCAAAAGUGUGGGUAACGUUAGAAGUCGAGAAACUUCACGAAUGUAAAUACUGAGGAAUCGACAGAAACGUUGUUCUUCUGGCACACAUUUAUCGAUACCAACUGAACAUAAAAUGCCACGGAAAAAGCCUUUCAGUAAUAAACAGAAGAAGAAGCAGCUCCAAGUACGGAGGGAGAGAAAAAGAGGGGACACAGGCUCAGGGCCCAGCAGUCGGAAUGCCAGUGCAGAGAGAGGAACGGAGCGCCAGUCGGAUACGUCGGACAGUGAGACCACAGACGUGCGGAGAAUCAACCAGCAGCCCUCCACAAGGGACACCCGUUAUGACCACAACAGAUUUCGAUUGCACUUUGAGAAGGAGAGUCGCGAUGAGGUGGAUAAGCGGAAGAAGGUAGCCAUGGAGAAAGUUCUGGAAGCUGCAGCUGAACAGGACUUGGAAGUUGAUAUAAAUGACAUCUACCCUGAGGAGAGAGGGCUGGACUUUCCAAAGCGACCCUCCUGGCAUUAUGGGAUGUCACGAGAGGAGCUGUUGCGGAAGGAGGAGAGGUCCUUCCGGGAGUACCUGGAGACUCUUCACUCCCGGAACCCACCUGGCUCACUCAGCCACUUCGAGCACAACCUGGAGACAUGGAGACAACUGUGGAGGGUCUUGGAGAUGUCCGACGUCAUCUUACUUAUUGUGGACAUCAGGCACCCUGUGUUACAGUUCCCCCCGACCUUCUACCACUACAUCACUGCAGAGCUCCAGAAGCGGGUGGUGCUGGUCCUGAACAAAGCGGACCUCUGCCCGCCCGCGCUGGUGCUGGCCUGGAAACACUACCUGCACUCCCACUUCCCCCACCUGCACUGCGUCUGCUUCACCUCCCACCCAGGACAGCCCUACAGCACAGUUCUGCAGAAGAAGAGGAUGAAACGGAAAGGACACUGGAACCGGGCAGGAGGACCUAUCCACAUCAUGAAGGCCUGUCAGGACAUCACCGCAGGAAGAGUGGAUCUGAGCAGCUGGGAGCAGAAGAUCCAGAGGGACGCUGCUGCGGUGGGCACCGAAUGGGAACAGUCAGACGACGGGGCCGAGUCCGUUCUGGUGGAACACCAUAGCGACGUCGCCAUGGAGAUGAACAAUCCUACUCAGGAGCUGUAUAAGGAUGGAGUGCUCACUUUGGGCUGCGUAGGAUUCCCAAACGUGGGAAAGUCGUCGGUGCUGAACAGCCUGGUCGGCAGGAAGGUGGUGAGCGUGUCGCGGACGCCCGGCCACACCAAGUACUUCCAGACCUACUACCUCACCCCCACCGUCAAGCUGUGCGACUGCCCCGGCCUGGUCUUCCCCUCCCGCGUCAACAAGCAGCUGCAGAUCCUCGCAGGUAUCUAUCCAGUGUCUCAGCUGCAGGAGCCCUACAGCUCUGUGGGCUACCUGUGCGAGCGAACGCCCUACCUCUCCGUCCUCAAGCUGAAGCACCCCGGCCUGGACGACAUGCCCCCGGAGGCGCGGCCCACCCCUGGCCAGGAGAGCUGGACGGCCUGGAACGUUUGUGAAGCAUGGGCUGAAAGAAGAGGUUACAAGACAGCCAAGGCUGCCAGGAACGACGUGUACAGAGCAGCAAACAGUCUCCUGCGCCUGGCCAUCGACGGGCGUCUGUGUUUGUGCCUGAGGCCGCCAGGCUACCACAGCCAGAAAGACCAGUGGGAGUCCCACCCAGAUGUGUCUGAGAUCAUCGCCCUGCAGGGUCGGCAGGAGGAGGGGGAGGGGGCAGGAGAGCGGGGGGAGGUGGAGGAGGACGAGGGCGAGUCCAGCUCGGAGCCCGAGGAGGAGAGGGACCGUGACGCGGACGACGACGAAGACGGCGACGGUGAUGACGAGGACGAGGGCUUCGUGAGCUCCAAGCGGAGAGAGAAGCCGUCGCCCAGCCUCACGGUUAACAUGUUCAGCGUCCUGGGAGAGAACGAGUGUGAGUGAGGGCCACUCUCCUCCGCCCUCCCGCACUCUGAUCCCUCUCUCUCUUUUCCCCUUCAUCGUGUUCAUUCCGUUGUUGUUUUUCUUUUUCUGACAUUCCCGCACUACCUCUCCUCACCUCUCCUGCCUACAGUCCCAGCUGACUCCCAUUCCACACUGCUGGCUAUUUCUCACUCACUCUUUCUUUGCUAGUCAGCCCUCAGCCUCCUCUGCAUUCAUCUCUGUCUCUCUUCUCUCAUCCAUUUUAAACACAGCCUCUCGCACACAACAGGUUCGUUGGAGGUAAUACCAGGCCCUCAUGCGGGCUCAGGCUCACACACGCACACACACACACACACUCACACACUUAUAUACAUACACACACACACACACACAAACGCACUCAUACACACACAUACACACACUCUAUCAGACAUACCAACCUUCACAUUAAACUUGACACCCGCACAAAAUUGAAUCCAGACAGGCUUGGAACACUUCCUUCUCCGACCAUCUUUCUCACCAACAAUCAAAUCAAUCUCACACACGCACACACACAGCACUGUGCACACACAGGUACAUGUUGAAAUCUUUCAGCCAGCACAAUCGCCUUUUUUCCAUUUUGAACUUGCUCUUAUCCUCAUACUCUCUGGAGGGCCUGAUUACCUCACAAUCACAUGGUCCUCUCUGAGAUACAGACUGACACAUUGAUGUCAGUUCAUCCCCUCUCUCAGACUGAAGCACGCACACACACCACACCACUCACACACGUCCUUAACCUUCUGCAGUUCUUCAUCUCAUCUCUACUCUCAUCCUCAUAUUACCCUUUUCAUCUCUCUGCUUCAACACACACACACACACACACACACACACACACACACACACACACACACACACACACACACACACACACAUACACAUAGCCCUGCUAUACCCCUCUUGCUUGGCUUUUUUGAUCAUGCAUAUCUAUACAUGUCAUGAUGCCCACUCUCACAGUCACAAAGAGUGCUGUUUUGUGUCUUUCUAAUUCAUUUAUCUUGUCUUUUCUGUGCCUCCGAACGCCCAAGCAGAUUUGCGUCCCCAACACUCCUUUUUUAUUUCAUUUGGAUUUCGAUCUCUGCAUGUAAUCCCCAGGUACCCUGCAUGGGUAAUGGGGGUUUAUUAGUACAAUCAUUUUUUUUUUUUGGCAAAGAAUUCGUUUUCCAUAAGUGACCUCUCAGCUGUGAUGCCAAAGGACUGGUUAAGUCAGUGGUCAUGGGACAAAAGGGACGCAGGGCCUCUCCUGGUGUUCUAGAAUAGGUUACAAUUCUCUUAUUGGGUCAUACAGGAGCACCCGUUAUGUCCACCUAGUCAAUCCCCAGCAAGAGUUGCAUAGGAAGCCACACCACAGCAGUGGGGCUCGUCUCAGCAGAUGGCUCUUGAAGACGUAGGCACUUAUUUGCUCCUCAAACAGCCACUUUUGGACUGGUCAAACAGCUUUUGUGCACUCCAAAUUUAAACCAUUCAAAGUCUGCUGUUAUUACCGGAUUGCUCACGUUGCCAAGGCAACAGAAUAGCAAUAUGCCCCGGCGGCCAUAUCUUACAGGCCUCUGAUGUUCUCGAUGAAACAAAGAACUACUUUAUGUCUGUUACACUCUGGCUAUUCCUACGGUGUGUACCAAGGAGUUUGGGGAGGGGUGGCAACUUUUAGUCCCAGACAGAGGAGUUUGGGUAAUGUAGUGUUAUAACUACCACAGGGAUUGUAGAGAUGCUGUAGUUCACUGCUACAGUCUAUAUUUUUGCUACAUACACAGCACUAUAUUAUGCAAAGUGGUGAGUUUACUCAUUGAUUUGCGCAGUGCCUUGAACUGGCACAUGGUCAUACCUCAUAUAUUUCACUCCAGUAAACACUACUCAACAUAGCACAGUGCUGUGUAGCAAUCUCACCAAUUCAUGUAUGCCGAAACUAGUUGAGGUAUAAAAGUAUUUUUUUCAAAUCAGUUUACCGCUUCCGAGUAGCCAGUACUGUAAUUUCCAUGUAUAUCAUGGUGAUGGCUGGUAGGGGAUUAUGCAAUUCAUAAUUUAAUCUUCCUUAUCUUCAUCAGACUACAGAGCUUCCCUCUUGGAUUUAGACAUGAAAAUAUUAAAAUUGCCAUUGUCCAAUCAAGUCAUUAGAAAUGGAUAUCUGACAGGUGGGAACAAGAUAUUGCAAUUGCAAGUGCUCAUCCAUGGUGCAGUGACCUCUGUAGAAAUGCAAAGGUCUGUACUCCCCCACCUGAACUGGAGAUAGAUGAUCUUUCCUACUUCAUAAAGGUCUUGAGACUAAAAUAGGAAAUUAUUUUGCUCUUGUUACAAUGUUAUGCCUGUAAGUGAUUACAAUAAGUUGAAGGGUUUUUAAGUCUUGUGUGAGGCUUGCAUUUGAGCUGAUUUUUUUUCUUUUUUUUCAUUUCAUUCCUUAGUUUAAUGAAAUCAAGUGAAAUUUUGAAACUGGACUGUGGCUACCCUCUGCAAUAAAAUAUACCCAACCGACA
This is a messenger RNA of Sardina pilchardus (European sardine), 4587 nucleotides long. RefSeq names its product guanine nucleotide binding protein-like 1 (gene gnl1). The record is from RefSeq and is a predicted model, not a curated record. NCBI's taxonomy places the organism in Eukaryota, Metazoa, Chordata, Actinopteri, Clupeiformes, Clupeidae. The transcript is spliced from 12 exons. Gene Ontology annotation, molecular function: GTPase activity; GTP binding. The coding region runs from base 263 to 2101 and encodes 612 amino acids.